AUGGGCCUGAAAAACUUUGGUCUCGUCCCUGAUGAUCUUGUUCAAAGGAUUCGUGCCAAAUUUUUGGAGUGUGUUUCAGCUGAUCAAGAGGACUCCUUUUAUUCAGAAGAUAUUGAAAAGAUCACCAAUGAAGAUUGGUACAUUAAAAGGUUUGUGAUUGCUGCUUAUAAGAAUGAAACUGAAGCAUUGGAUAAAUUGGUAGACACAAUGAAAUGGAGAAAGUCGAUUAAAUUGCGAGAAACUGCGGAUAAUUAUUUUCCAGCUGAUUAUUAUGAUGUUGGCGUCAUGUUUCCCUAUGAGGCUGAUGUUCAUGGAGAUGCUUCGUUGUGGGUUCGAGUUGCAGCUGUUAGGAAAUUCGGUGAAUUUACAGAGACUGGGAAACGUUUCAUGAUCCAUCGGUUGUUCAAAGUUGAUGAAGCUGCUGGGCCUCAAGGAUAUGCUUUGGUCAUUGAUUUCACUGGAGCUGGAACAAAUGCAAUACAAAAUCUUGAUUUACUUCAUCAUUUCAUCACAACACUUCAUCAUCGAUUCCCUGCUGGUGUCAAUUAUUGUCUCAAUUAUCAGAUUCCAUGGAUUUUGAAGACAGUCUGGGGUGCUGUACAAUACUGGGUGCCUGAGAAGCGUCGAGACAUCAUUCAAUUCUCAUAUCGAGAUGAUUUGUUUAAAUAUUUUCAUUUAUCUCAUGUUCCAAGCUAUUUGGGUGGCGAUUGUAAGCGAUCAUGGAAAGAUAAGCCUGAAAAUUGUCCGACUACAUUUGAGUUUGGACUUUACGAGUUAGGAUUAACUGAGGAAGUUGUAACCAAAACAAUUGCUGAUUACGAGGCUUUCCGUGAUUCUCAGAUUGUUAAACUUGAUCAAGGAGAAUACUGUUGA
Molecule: messenger RNA, 873 nt
Organism: Tetranychus urticae (two-spotted spider mite)
Lineage: Eukaryota; Metazoa; Arthropoda; Arachnida; Trombidiformes; Tetranychidae
Product: motile sperm domain-containing protein 2-like
Cellular component (GO): endoplasmic reticulum-endosome membrane contact site; endomembrane system
Source: RefSeq, a predicted model, not a curated record